UCUUCUUUCUACUACACAUUAAUCCAACAAGCUAGUAGUAGUGGUCUGUGGUAGAUAAAGAGUAGUGGCACUAGUAGUACUGUUGAGCACUGCAACGGCCGAUCAGGAAGGAGCUUAGCUCACACACACAGAUACAACAGAAAGAGCAUGCCGAACCAGUUCCUUCAUAGCAUACCAUUGCGCAAUACGCGUAUCUGUAUGUACCCCUGAGCUGAGGCGCUGAGCUGAGCUAGGAUUCGUUCUAAGGUACCACUAUAUAAAAGCCGGAACAUGCCCGCCUCAACAAAAAGACCCAAGACCAGGCGAGGUCUCUGGCUCGCCGGUACAGCGUGCACAUCACCCAGCUCCUCCUUAUCGUACCAGCUGCUACUCCGUACCUAGCUUAUGAGCUAGCUCUCCAGCUCGGCGCAGCGCAGGAACCAUCAGGGGCGUCCGGGCAGGAAGAAAAUUAGGGAGAUCGAGUGAGAGGUUAUUGAUCUAGCUUGAUCAGUAGAGUACUCAGCCAUGGAGACCAUCCGUUGCUGCAUCGCGUGCAUCCUUCCUUGCGGGGCGCUGGACGUGGUGCGCAUCGUGCACUCCAACGGGCGCGUGGAGGAGAUCAGCGAGCCCGUACUGGCCGGCGAGAUCAUGAAGGCCUACCCCAAGCACGUCCUCCGGAAGCCGCCCUCCACGUGCCCCGCCGACGGCGGAGGCGGCGGCAUCGUCGUCCAGAAGCCAGUCAUCCUCCCGCCCAAUGCCGAGCUGCAGAAGGGCAAGAUCUACUUCCUCAUGCCGGUCAUGUCCCCGCCGGCGCCGGAGAAGAAGAAGCAGGCGGCGGCGAACCCGAAUUCGAAGGGCCCUCCGCCUUCCGCGGCGCGGCGGCGGCGGCGGAAGAAGGAAUCAUCCGGCGGCGACACGCCAGCGGCGACGUCGUCCCGUGGCGCCGCGGCGGAGGGCGAGAAGGAGCGGCUUCUGGCCAACGAGAGGUACCUGUCGGAGAUCAUGAAGGAGAAGGCGUCGACGGCGAGGGACCGGCGGCGCGGGCGCGUGGCCGUGUGGCGGCCGCACCUGGAGAGCAUCACCGAGGAUGACUUGUAAUCAAGCAAGGUGUUUGUUUUCCACUUUUUUUUACUUCUUCUUCUCCCAUUUUUUCUCUAGUUUCUCUUUUGUUAAUUCCUUGCUCGCGCUUUGUCUCUUUAUUUUUGCCCAUCUUUCUUUCUUUCUCCGGCCCGUCUCCUUGAGAGCAUCAUCCUCUCCCCUGCUCCCUUUACAGGGUGAAUGAUGCCUUUGUGAAGAAAAGAUACUGAUUUUUGCUACGGUCAACUUUUUCUCUUUACGAUUUACUACUC
Brachypodium distachyon (stiff brome) is the source of this 1328-nucleotide messenger RNA. RefSeq lists its product as uncharacterized. Bases 505 to 1077 code for a protein of 190 amino acids. The record is from RefSeq and is a predicted model, not a curated record. NCBI's taxonomy places the organism in Eukaryota, Viridiplantae, Streptophyta, Magnoliopsida, Poales, Poaceae. The transcript has a single exon.